This is a messenger RNA of Hirsutella rhossiliensis, 603 nucleotides long. Its product is annotated as mago binding domain-containing protein. Gene Ontology annotation, biological process: exon-exon junction complex disassembly. The record is from RefSeq and is a predicted model, not a curated record. Gene Ontology annotation, molecular function: RNA binding. NCBI's taxonomy places the organism in Eukaryota, Fungi, Ascomycota, Sordariomycetes, Hypocreales, Ophiocordycipitaceae. The transcript has a single exon. Gene Ontology annotation, cellular component: cytoplasm; exon-exon junction complex. Bases 1 to 603 code for a protein of 200 amino acids.
AUGGCCUCCAACUCCGGCAUCGUGAAAGACGACAACAGCGGUGAGCGCCACAUUCCCGAGUCGCUCCGCGCCGAUGGAAGCACCCGCAAGGCCAUCAAGAUCCGUCCCGGCUACCGUCCGCCCGAGGACGUCGAGGUGUACAAGAACCGCACCGCCGAGUCGUUUCGAGAGCGCGGCAGUAAGAUGGGCAUUCCCGGCGCGGCCGGCCUGCAGGACGAGCAGGGCUCCUUGGCAAGCAAUAAGAACGCGAAGCGACGGGAGGCGCGCAAAAGGGCAAAGGCUGCGGCCGACGGUGAUGGCGACGGCGCUCCCACGGAACAGGGCAAGCCAGAUGCCCAGCCGCCCAAGACGGAAGAGAUCGACCCGCACGUUGAGCGGGAGAAGAAAGCGCGCAAUCUCAGGAAGAAGCUGAAACAGGCCAAAGAUCUUCAAAGCAAGAAGGAGGGCGGCGAGACGCUGCUGCCGGAGCAGAUUGCAAAGGUCAUCAAGAUCAACGAACUUAUCCGCGAAUUGAACGCUCUGGGUCUCGACGACGACCAGGAACAACCCAAGGCUGUGUCGGACGGGGCACGAGCCAACGGCGGGGGCGACUCCAAGGCCUGA